AUGCUCUUCACCUCCGCUGCCCUCGCCCUAGUGGCUGACCUCCCCGCUCUCGCUUCCCCUAUCCAGAAGCGCUUCAACAACGUCAAGAUCCGGGCCGGCCGUGAUGGCACUUGUCUGAGUCUGCCCCCGCUUGCAUCCCAGCCCCUCGCCAACGGCAACCCCGUCUACAAGCGCAACUGCGCCGAGGCCACCUCUUGGAACAUCGAGCGAGGAUCGGGGUCUAUCACCGUUGCCAACACCGCUGAGUCAUACGCCCUUGACGCUGGUGUCAAUCCUCACAACAACGUGGCCAUGAAGAUCUGGCAGUCAUACCCUGGUGCCACCCAGCAGACCUGGUACUACACCGAUGACAACCGGAUCGCCAUCACCGGCGGUGAUCAGUGCUUGGACCUCGGUGACAACGGGCCUCAGACCUAUCAAUGCACUCCAGGCAACACCAACCAAGUGUGGUACGUCGACAGCGGCAAUCCUGCACCUUCUACCACGGCAUCAUCAUCGGCCAUCCCUUCCGCGUCCAGUACCUCUGCUCCUCCCCCAGCUCAGACCCCUCGACAGAUCCGGUACGUCUAUGGCGACUACGGAUGUCUUACCGCCUCGGGCACCCCAGCGGACGGUACCCCUGUCGUUCUCGGCAGCUGCGAGAGCUCUCCCUCCAACACCUUCUACAUCAACCCCCUCAGCGUGCCGCAGCUGUUUGGCACCAACUACUGCCUGGACGCCGGAUCCAACCCAUCGAAUGGCACCCCGCUCAAGCUCUGGACUUGCGGUGCAUACCCUGGCUAUCCUCAACAGAAGUUCCGGCGCAUCCAGAGGGGCCUCGUUCAGACUGCCAACAACCAAUGCCUCGACAUCAAGGCGGACGAACCCUCUGUCGUGCAGACUUGGGAGUGCUCCAUCCUGGACGACCAGCAGCAGUUCCAGUUCACUCCUUAUUAG
Dioszegia hungarica is the source of this 936-nucleotide messenger RNA. RefSeq names its product ricin B-like lectin. The transcript is spliced from 4 exons. Lineage: Eukaryota; Fungi; Basidiomycota; Tremellomycetes; Tremellales; Bulleribasidiaceae. The record is from RefSeq and is a predicted model, not a curated record. The coding region runs from base 1 to 936 and encodes 311 amino acids.